This is a messenger RNA of Pygocentrus nattereri (red-bellied piranha), 2016 nucleotides long. It is a transcript of the gene c9orf72, whose product is annotated as C9orf72-SMCR8 complex subunit. Gene Ontology annotation, cellular component: autophagosome; endosome. Gene Ontology annotation, biological process: autophagy; endocytosis. The transcript is spliced from 10 exons. Lineage: Eukaryota; Metazoa; Chordata; Actinopteri; Characiformes; Serrasalmidae. Gene Ontology annotation, molecular function: guanyl-nucleotide exchange factor activity. The record is from RefSeq and is a predicted model, not a curated record. The coding region runs from base 175 to 1563 and encodes 462 amino acids.
ACCACUUCAAGACCGCGCUACUCUUCUUCUCAAAUAUCAACAAACAACACAGGAAGGACUCGGCGUUGGAUGUUCUUCGUGUAUCGUUAUAAAAACGGUUUGAAUCAGCGUGCCGCCUCUGAGUGUGACUCUUGCACUGUGAAAGUGGAAGACAAGUGGAGUGAGUGAGGCACUAUGUCUGCUGCCUGCCCACCGCAGUCUCCGGCCGUGGCUAAGACAGAGGUGCCGUUGGAAGGAUGGUGCCCUCUACUAGCAGCUACCUUUGCCUACUGGGACAACAUUCUAGGGCCUCGUGUACGACACAUCUGGGCCCCCAAAGGUCAGGGUUCGUUACUGCUCAGUGAUGGGGAGGUGACUUUUCUGGCCAACCACACGCUGAAUGGCGAGAUUCUGCGGAGUGCCGAGAGUGGCGCAGUGGAUGUCAAGUUCUUCGUCUUGUCAGAGAAAGGAGUGAUCAUCGUCUCACUUAUAUUUGAUGGAGAACUAAAGGGUGAUAAAAACACCUGCGCACUGUCCAUCAUUUUGCCUCAGUCAGAGCUGAACUUCUACCUGCCCCUGCACAGUGUCUGUGUGGAGAGGCUCAAGCACAUUGUCCGCAAAGGACGCAUCUGCAUGCAGAAGGGUUACAGCAUUAUCUCUAUGUUAACGUCUGAGAUCGUUCCCAUCAUGGAGCUGCUCUCCUCCAUGAAGACCCACAGUGUACCAGAAGAAGUUGAUAUCAAAGACACAUUAUUGAAUGAUGAUGACAUUGGAGACAGCUGUCAUGAGGACUUCCUGCACAAAGCCAUCAGCUCUCAUCUACAGACCUGCGGCUGCUCUGUCGUUGUUGGCAGCAACCCAGACAAAGUCAACAAGAUCGUGUUCACGCUGUGUCUCUUUCUCACUCCCGCUGAGAGGAAGUGCUCUCGACUGUGCCGAGCUGACGACUCCUUCAAAUAUGACACGGGGCUGUUCGUUCAGGGCCUGCUGAAGGACUCUACAGGGAGUUUUGUUCUGCCUUACCGGCAGGUGCUGUACUCUCCUUACCCAACCACUCACAUAGAUGUGGACAUUAACACGGUAAAGCAGAUGCCUCCUUGCCAUGAGCAUACGUACCACCAGCGCCGCUACAUGAGGGCUGAGCUGAGCGCACUCUGGAGAGCCGCCAGCGAGGAUGACAUUAGCCCUGACAACCUUAUCAAUGCCCAAGACUCCUUCACCCCUGACCUGAAUAUAUUUCAGGACGUGAUGCACAAGGACACACUGGUGAAGUCUUUCAUAGAUGAGGUUUUCCUCCUGAAGCCAGGCCUAUCUUUGCGGAGUGUCUACUUGUCCCAUUUUCUCCUACUGCUGCACAGGAAGGCUUUGACACUGCUCCGAUAUAUUGAAGACGAGACCCAGAAGGGGAGGAAGCCGUUCCGGUCACUGCGCAAUCUGAAGACUGACCUGGACUUGACUGUGGAAGGUGACCUGAACAUCGUGAUGGCAAUGGCGGAGAAGCUGCGGGCAGGUCUUCACUCCUUUGUCUUCGGGAAGCCAUUCUUCACCAGUGUGCAGGAGCGUGACCUACUCAUGAGCUUCUGACCUUUCACUUCUAAACUCUCAAAUGGACACUGCCAAAACACUGUCAAGUAUCCACAAGACCGUCUGGAAUGCUGUCAACUCAUGUGCUUGAACUGUGGUUCUGUGUCAAGUAUUGUAUACGUACAGCGCAUUUCUUAGGAUAAUCUGUAGACCUUGCAUGACCUGUAAGUGUUCUCCGACAAACCAGUGUAAUGAAUGUGUAACUUUUUGCAUUGUGGAUUAUUUCGCUUUAAAAUACUGAGAACUUUUUACCAGACAAACGCUGUGCAAACUACAACUGUGUUGUUUAUUUAAACUAUGAGGAUUAUGAAGCUGCCAUACAGUCCCCUGAAGGUACAACUUUGCUCUAACUUCCCUUAUACUGUAAGCAAAAAUGGUCUGUUAUAUUUUAUAAUACAUUACAAUGACCUCAAUAUAAAUGAAAUAAAAAUGCAUACAAAGAUGGUAAACAGG